UCCUUCUCUCUCAAACUUUCUGUGCCUCCGCUGCCGCGACUACUGCAUUUUCCGCCUCAUUGCCCUCUGGGGUGUAAUCAAAACCAACCAUGGCGGACAAGGCCGUCACCAUCCGAACCAGGAAGUUCAUGACCAACCGCCUUCUCUCUCGCAAGCAAUUCGUCAUUGAUGUUCUUCAUCCAGGCAGGCCAAAUGUUUCCAAGGCUGAGCUGAAGGAGAAGCUGGCAAGACUCUAUGAGGUCAAGGACCCGAAUGCAAUCUUUGUUUUCAAGUUCAGGACUCACUUUGGUGGUGGCAAAUCUACUGGAUUUGGAUUGAUUUAUGACUCUGUUGAAAAUGCAAAGAAGUAUGAACCCAAGUACAGGUUGAUCAGGAACGGACUUGAUACUAAAGUAGAGAAGUCAAGGAAGCAAUUGAAGGAGAGAAAGAACAGAGCCAAGAAGAUCCGAGGAGUAAAGAAGACCAAGGCUUCAGAUGCUGCCAAGACAAAGAAGAAAUGAGGGCUAGUGAUUUCGGUUCUAGUUUUUGUUCAUGUUUUGCCUUUAGGAUGCGUUUAAAAUGAAAGAUUUUGCCUGUCAUUGUGGAUUUUAGAGAGCCAUCUAAUAUUUAGUUUUUUUUUUUUUUUCUUCCUAUUUUUUCCCGAAUAUCAGUAUUAUGAUGAGGACAGAUUUAUCAUAUUAAGUAGCAACAGAUUUCAGAUUA
Pyrus x bretschneideri (Chinese white pear) is the source of this 702-nucleotide messenger RNA. Its product is annotated as 40S ribosomal protein S24-1. The transcript has 5 exons. Bases 90 to 500 code for a protein of 136 amino acids. NCBI's taxonomy places the organism in Eukaryota, Viridiplantae, Streptophyta, Magnoliopsida, Rosales, Rosaceae. Gene Ontology annotation, molecular function: structural constituent of ribosome. Gene Ontology annotation, cellular component: ribosome. Gene Ontology annotation, biological process: translation. The record is from RefSeq and is a predicted model, not a curated record.